This is a messenger RNA of Catharus ustulatus (Swainson's thrush), 3781 nucleotides long. RefSeq names its product metabolism of cobalamin associated A (gene MMAA). The transcript has 7 exons. Lineage: Eukaryota; Metazoa; Chordata; Aves; Passeriformes; Turdidae. The record is from RefSeq and is a predicted model, not a curated record. Bases 320 to 1558 code for a protein of 412 amino acids. Gene Ontology annotation, molecular function: GTPase activity; GTP binding. Gene Ontology annotation, cellular component: cytoplasm.
GGGCGGAGCGGGAGCGGGGCUGGGGCCGCCCGGGCGGCUCCUCCUGUUCGUCUCUGAAUGUUUCGUGUCUGACCUCUCCUCACUGCCCUUUCUUCCCUCUUUCUCAUGGAAAUAAGUGCACAUAUGCCCUCAGCGUGAAUAAUUGUUAAAAACAGCCCCAAAAUAGCCCUUCAAACUGAGUAUACCGCCAUUUCCAUAAGCUUAAGGAUUGAUUGUCCCUGGAUUUGUAGUGCGCUGUGUGUGCUCUCAGAGGUUUAUUUGAAAGGUGUCGGCAAACAAGUGAUCUGACAACUCUGGUACUUUUUAAAUUCCAAACAAGAUGAAGUUCCCUUCUCUGCUGCUGAGAUUCCCUCGUUGUUAUUUCUCCAGAAGAACUUACUUUGUGAACUUUCCCUUCGCUUCCCGAGCAGAUUUCCUGGGCGUUGAAUCUCUCGUGCCAGCACACCGCUGUCAUACAAAAUGGAUUUGUUCCUCAAAUGGUUUGAGGAGAGAGCUGUGCCAGCAAGCAGCCCCGGAGCAGCAAGCAGAGGGACUUUCUGACCGGGAGCAGAGACUUGUAGACAGACUUUACCAUGGGCUAAUCCAGGGUCACAGAGCCUGUUUAGCUGAAUCCAUUACACUUAUAGAAUCAACUCAGAGUAGGAAGAAGAAAGUAGCCCAGGUGCUCCUUCAGAAGGUAUUAUCCUACCACAGGGAACAAGAACAUUUAAAUCAAGGAAAGCCACUUGCCUUUAGAGUGGGGUUGUCCGGUCCUCCUGGUGCUGGAAAAUCAACUUUCAUAGAAUGUUUUGGGAAAAUGCUUACGGAAAGAAAACACAAAGUGGCUGUGUUGGCUGUAGACCCUUCCUCUAGUACUAGUGGUGGUUCCCUACUGGGUGAUAAAACACGGAUGACUGAGUUGUCAAGAGACAUGAACGCAUACAUCAGGCCAUCUCCAACCAGUGGGACACUGGGAGGUGUCACAAGGACCACAAAUGAAGCCAUUCUGCUCUGCGAAGGAGGAGGCUAUGAUGUUGUUCUGGUGGAAACAGUAGGUGUGGGCCAGUCAGAAUUUGCCGUGGCUGAUAUGGUUGAUAUGUUUAUAUUACUGCUACCACCUGCAGGUGGAGAUGAAUUACAGGGCAUCAAACGGGGCAUCAUUGAGAUGGCAGAUCUGGUUGCUAUCAAUAAGGCUGACGGUGAUUUAGUUGUGCCUGCCCGCAGAAUCCAGGCUGAGUAUGUCAGUGCUAUGAAGCUGCUUCGCAAGCGUUCAAAGAUUUGGAGGCCAAAGGUAAUGCGCGUCUCCGCCAAAACCGGGGAGGGGAUCUCGGAUAUGUGGGAUAAAAUGACCGAGUUCCGUGACCUCAUGCUCACAAGCGGUGAGCUGCUUGCCAAACGACGGAAACAGCAGAAAGUGUGGAUGUGGAACCUCAUCCAGGAAAACAUGCUGGAGCAUUUCCGGAGCCACCUGGCAGUCAAGGAUAAGAUCCCACUUCUGGAAGAAAAAGUUCUUAGAGGAGUCUUGUCUCCUGGGCUGGCAGCAGACCUGCUGCUGAAGGCAUUCAAAGAUGGUCUCUAAGCAUUGUUUUCAACCCUGUUCUUGAUAAGUGCUUUAUGUAAACAUGAACAUUAAAGACACUUUUUCUAUGUGUGGAUUCAGAUGUUUUGCUGCAGCAGACAUGCAUAGAAAACCUCUCCAGUACUCUGCAAAAGAAUUCUGUUGGAUUCUGUAUACGCAGUGAUCAUGAUAAAUCUAAACAUACACUAAGAGAUUACUACACACUGGAUUGGGAAAAAAAUAAAUUUCCAAAUCUUUUAUUUUUACAGGCUGUAGAUCUGUUGAUAAAAACUGGAUGCCCAUGUAAAAUGAUUGGGUUUGGGAGGGCAGGGAGUGAGGUUUGUGAUGGUAUAGAGUUUGAUUCUGGUUUAGGGUCAUCUCAGAGCAGUUGACACUGCAGCUUUCUGUUCUAAUGUAGCAGCAGCUGUUGCCAGAAUGGAUUGCAUUUUCUUUCCUCACCUUGAGUGACAGCGAGAACAUUGGACUGCCUGACAGCACCAGACCACAGCCUUAGUUUUAAAUAAAUUGUAUGCAUAUAAAUAGAACAUAGUGGUGUUUGGUGCCUCUUUGGAAGCUGUAGUUAGUUAUUACACACUGUACAGUAGGAGAAGGGAAUUUUAACCAUCCCAGUUUCAAAAUAGAUGUUUUAUCUAGAAGCAAAAUGUAGUUAGGCUUUUUUUUUUACAUACUGACAUCAGAUGGAACGAAUGUUACCCAUGAUGUUUUACUAGGAAAUGUCUUUAUUCUAGAAUAAUUUAUCUCUAAAAAUAAUGUUUUGUAGUUUUCUAAUCUGACUUACAUUUUUUGGAUUUGAACAAAAUGCCAGUUGUGUUUGGUGUUUAUCUCUAGCAGAAGACAGGACUGCACUUUUAUUUUUUAUUUUCCCUUGAGAAAAAUCUAGAGGAAACAUUUUCCUGAUCCGUGAUCUAGAAAGCAGAGCUCAUCUGGUAACCACUAAAUGUGAAGGAUAAGGUGGAAAACUGCUGAUUUUUGCAGACCUGACAGUAAAAUCAGUUAAACAGGAGAAUUUGUGAGUCUGUUGGUGCUUAGAUAAAUUAAUUUUUAAAGAAAUAUAUUGGAAGUGAUGAUUUUCACAGUUUUGAUUUUCUGGACAUAUACCUAAAAGGUAUGGUGACUUUAGCUUGAUUUCACCUGUUUGGCUUCUGGCAACCCAACUCCAGUAUAGUAGUGAGUUGGGUUACUUAAAUCCUCUUUUUACCUUCAUGGUGUUUUUUUUUUAAUUUAUUUUUUUUUCCCUCAAAGUAUUUUUUUCUCUUUUCCCCUUGUCCCGGUUGUUAUAUCAUGUUCCCAAAUUUUGCCCCCUAGGCACUGUUUGCAGUGAAACACUAAGGAAAGGCAUUGUGGUGUUUUUGGGGACCAUGCAGCUGAGGCAUUUCUUUGGGGUAGCUGGUGUUAGUGGUUUCCACCACGUAAACUGUCAGACUUGAGCACUGACCUCUUCCUCCUGUUUAUUAAUCCCUGCUUUGGGAUUGCUGCAGUUACAAAGAAGCAGCUGAAGAAUGCAUGGAGUGGCAGAAGCACAGUGACUUUGUUAUAACCAUGAUGAAUUUUUAUUUAAACAACCUCACUGGAUAUGACAGAGUGCUCCAAACCAAAAUCAACGUCUUGUGUCCUUUGAGUCCUUUCAGCUUUAAAUACUGACUGUAUUUCAUGGUACCUUGUAGAAGAAAUGACAGGUGGGAAAUGAAUUAAUGAGAGCAACAACAUUUUAACUGGUGUGUUCUCAACUUUUUGAUAGUCCCUUUGUUUCAGGUGGCAGUUUUUGAGGUGACCCCAUUUGUGUUUAUCUGUUAGAUCAAACCCUUACUAUGGUCAUUAUUUCUUCUUCUGUCAGGGACUGCUGUUUUCCUUGGCUGUUAUACAUGAGCUGCCAAGCAAGUAAAACAGAACCUGCAACUUUGUUUAAAUGACAUCCUGCUCAAGCAGAAUAUGUUUUACAGCUUCUUCAGUACUUGUUUUCUGGAUGCAGAUUUGCUGAUCCACUCAAGCUAUGGGCUAUCAUUAUUUUCUCAUUUUGUUGCUUCUUUUAUAGUAUUGUAAAUUUACAAAUGAACUCUUAGCAGAAGUGCAAUGGCUUAAACAGGCAUUUUCCUCUUAAAGCAGAGCAUUAAAUGAAAAUCUAAUUUGCCUUUUUUAUGUGUUCAGUCAUGCCUCAUGCUUCAGUAGAUGGAGAAAUAUCCUUAUAUUGAGAGGAGUCUUUGGAAAUGAAACAGUAAAUGAGAA